Messenger RNA from Lingula anatina, 1857 nucleotides. Its product is annotated as prostaglandin E synthase 2. Gene Ontology annotation, molecular function: prostaglandin-E synthase activity. Lineage: Eukaryota; Metazoa; Brachiopoda; Lingulata; Lingulida; Lingulidae. The record is from RefSeq and is a predicted model, not a curated record. Gene Ontology annotation, cellular component: mitochondrion.
AGCCAAUGAUUUACGUAAAAACAUGUCUGCCUGCAGGUCUGCACCGCUCCUAGGACUGUCAUGUCGCAUUAAAAGUUUAUACUCUUUAGGAAUCAGACGACCUUUACUAGUCACAGUUCCAAGGAGUCAUAAUGGAGUACCUCCUGUUAGAAAAUAUCAGGGACAGAUACAACGAGCGAAGACACCAGCACAUAUGCCACCCAUUUUACCUCGCCAAAGACCAGAAUUUUCAGAUGAUAGAAAGGGAUAUCAAUUGCACUUUAUUAUUGGAGGUUUCUUUCUUGGAUUUUACCUUGGAUAUAAAAAUAGCAGGCUUGUGCUGAAUGCUAGCAGAGUGGAAGGAGAGGUAGGUACCUCUGAAAUCCUUUUCCAGCUGUUUCAAUACCAAAGUUGUCCAUUCUGUUGCAAAGUACGGGCUUUUUUGGAUUACUAUGGAGUACCAUACCAAGUGUAUGAGGUCAACCCUGUCACCAAGGGCGAAUUGAGGUGGUGCAAGAAAAACAAGAAAGUCCCUCUUAUCUUGGCUCAUGAAUUUUCUGAUGAGGCGAUCACAAAAAGUAAAAAUCCUUUGGAGAUGAGGGAUUCUAGCACCAUCAUAAGCAUGCUAGCAACAGUAAUGCAUGAGAAGGGUGGUUAUGCUGAUCUGAGAAAAGUCAUUAGGAACUAUCCAGUGCUUGAAUCUGAGGAACAAGGUUGGCUUAGGAAAAAGAUAAAACAGGAAAUACCUAACAGGUAUUUUAUUAUGUAUGGGGAGAACAAAGCAGAUGGAACAGAAGCUGGACGAAGUGAGGAGAGGAAAUGGAGACAGUGGGCUGAUGAUGUGAUGGUUCACAUGAUCUCCCCCAAUGUGUACAGAACCAUGCCAGAGGCAGUGCAGGCCUUUUACCAGUUUGCAGAAUGGGGGAAUUAUGACAGUGCAUUUGGAACUUGGGCUAAAUAUGUGAUUAUCUACGUGGGCGCUUCAGCCAUGUAUGUAAUAGGACAAAGACUCAGAAAGAAGUACAAAUUGAAGGAAGAUGUACGGGAGUCCUUGUAUGAUGCAGCAAAUGAGUGGACAAGUGGUCUAGAUGGGAAGCAGUUCAUGGGAGGUGACAGACCAAACUUGUCCGACUUGGCAGUGUAUGGGGUACUGCGUUCCAUGGAGGGAUUGGAUGCUUUCAAGGACAUGUGUACAAAUACAAAAAUUGGGCCCUGGUAUGAGGCAACGAAGGCAGCAGUGGAUAGCCAUGCAGGAAAAUCCCAGAACUCCAUGCGGUGAUCUAUGCAGAUACUGUAUCAUUUAAAUUAAAGCCCUUGUGACAGGGAUUCCCUGUUGUUGUGAGAAUGACUCUGUACAAAGUUUGUUCUUGGAGCAUGGGAAACAACAACCAUGUGAAAAUAUAUAGAGACAUCAUUUAAACUGGAAAGCAUUUUAUGUGAAAUGCAUCACCCUUCUAUAAUGUGACUUUAAAUAAGAACUUCAUGUAUUCUUUAAAAAUAGAAUUGUAAAAACAGAAUUUGAUGUGUAUGUAGACAAUUAAUCUUAUUCCACUUUAUUUAUUUGCCCACAAUGGUUCCACCUGUCAGUUCAUUUGUAUCAAGUGCUGAGAAAUGUUUGUGGUCAAUUUUGUGUAUUAAAUGUAUAUUUAAUACCAUUGGCAGCAAGGUAAUUUGGUGAAAAGCAUCAGACUUAUUAACAUUUCCUUCUAACAAAAUUUUGCUGGCUUGCCAUUGGUGGGUAGUACAUGUACUAUUUAUAUGCAUCUUCGUUUCCGAGGAAUGUUUACUCCAAAUUUGUAAAGUUCUGAAUCAACCCAAUUCAUCAGUAAACAGCAAUUUUGUAAUGAACAUUAUAUCAUAAAAUAAAUACUUUUCCAU